Molecule: messenger RNA, 1454 nt
Organism: Asparagus officinalis (garden asparagus)
Lineage: Eukaryota; Viridiplantae; Streptophyta; Magnoliopsida; Asparagales; Asparagaceae
Exons: 3
Coding region: 30-1253 (407 amino acids)
Molecular function (GO): hydrolase activity, hydrolyzing O-glycosyl compounds
Source: RefSeq, a predicted model, not a curated record
UUGUAGAAAACCUAGCUGAAAACAACAUCAUGGUGAUCUUAGACAAUCAUAUAAGCAAGCCAGGAUGGUGUUGUAGCAACUCCGAUGGCAAUGGCUUCUUUGGAGAUAAGUAUUUUGACCCAGAUUUAUGGAUCAAGGGGCUGAAUCAAAUGGCAACAAUGUUCAACGAAUCCACUAAUGUUAUUGGAAUGAGCCUAAGAAAUGAGCUGAGAGGGCCCAAGCAAAAUGUCACUAGUUGGUACAGAUACAUGCAACAGGGUGCAGAAGCAGUUCACUCCAUGAAUCCUAAUGUUCUCGUUAUAAUAUCUGGAUUGAGCUUUGACAAUGAUUUGAGCUACCUCUCAAAUAAGCAAGUAGAUUUAACUUUCACUAAAAAAUUAGUAUUCGAAUUUCAUUGGUAUGGCUUCUCUGAUGGUCAAGCCUGGGCCAAUGGUAACCCAAACCAAGUUUGUGGUCAGGUGAAGGCCAGUGUUAUGAGAAGAGCUGGUUUCCUAUUAGACCAAGGAUACCCAUUGUUCUUAAGUGAGUUUGGCGUCGACCAAAGAGGACUUAAUGUUAAUGAUAACCGAUACUUAGGGUGCAUUCUUGGGGUUGCAGCUGAUCUUGAUUUGGAUUGGGCACUUUGGACAUUGCAAGGCAGUUACUAUCUUAGACAGGGGGUUCUUGGUUUAGAUGAAGUGUAUGGGGUUUUAGCUUGGGAUUGGUGUAAGCCACGAAAUUCUACCUUUUUACAAAGGAUUUCAACUCUCCAAUCUCCAUUCAGAGGUCCCGGUCUUUCAGAUGUUCCACCUUAUAUUAUACUAUUCCAUCCACUAACGGGGAUGUGUGUGACUACGAAAACUUUGCUUGAACCAUUACGAUUAGGACCCUGUGAUGAAUCAGAAGCCUGGACCUAUUCAGAUCAGCACAUUUUGUCACUAAAGGGUACGUUAACGUGUCUAAAAGCAGAUGCUAAAGGUCAGAACGCAAAGCUCGGGAUUAUCUGUGAUGAUUCUACUUCUAAGUGGGAUUUGGUAUCGGACUCUAAGAUGCAUAUCGCUACCAAGCUAACAAAUAAUAGCAGCAGUAUUUGCUUGGAUAUUGCCUCUGAUGGCACUACUAUUAUAACAAAUGCUUGCAAGUGCCUUAACAAAGAUAAAGCUUGUGAUCCUCAGAGCCAGUGGUUCAAGAUGGUUACUAGUACUCGAAAUGUCGUAAAGAAGAAUUCACUAAGUAAAGCGAUUAGUGAUGAAGGAAUGUGGACGGCACAGUAAAACAUAUAGCUGGUGUCUAAUCUACAAGUCAUGAUCUGUAUUCAUUUGGUUCAUAUCAUUUAUAGCAAAUUAGCAUAGAUGGGUAUAGGACUAUUCAUGUAAAAUGCAUUCUUUGUAUGAAACAUGAACUAAGAUGUAAUGUUAUAAAAAAAUGAAUUGAGAUGUAAUAAAUGCAAAAGCUUGAAGCUUGAAGAAAUUCUA